This is a messenger RNA of Kalmanozyma brasiliensis GHG001, 3444 nucleotides long. RefSeq names its product Exocyst complex component Sec10-like protein. Gene Ontology annotation, molecular function: protein binding. The record is from RefSeq and is a predicted model, not a curated record. Gene Ontology annotation, biological process: exocytosis; Golgi to plasma membrane transport. The transcript has a single exon. The coding region runs from base 1 to 3444 and encodes 1147 amino acids. Lineage: Eukaryota; Fungi; Basidiomycota; Ustilaginomycetes; Ustilaginales. Gene Ontology annotation, cellular component: cytoplasm; exocyst.
AUGGAGACCACCUGGGCCCCACUCGUCCCUACCGCAAAGGGCUCAGGACGGAAAAGCAUAGACGCUGCACCUUCGGCGGCCACAGCCUCAGGGUCCAGCAACGUCAACGAUGUCUCGCUCGAUCCUUUCUCCAUUGGCAACCUGCCAUCGACCGUGGUGCAGCGCAUCCUCAGCUUUGUCCCCGUGUCCGACCUUCCCAGCUGCGCUCUAGCAGCGAGGCCGUUGGCUCGCUUCGUAGCGGACGAAAGACUAUGGGCGCAACGACUCGCUUUUCUUCAGUAUAAGCAGGUGCCAGGACGAAACCUCCGCUACAACCCGGAUCUCUCGACCGUCCCAUCAGCCUCUUCUUCAAAGCGAAAGGAAAGCGCGAGCUCAGCUUCAGUCAAGUCACCAUCCAACAGGCCCACAGCGAGCUACAUUGACAGCAACGACGACGACUUUGGCGACUUUGAAGCGGCGACCAUGUCCAGCCCUGCCGAUGACGACUUUGGCGGGUUUGUAUCCUCAAAGCAGAGUCAAUGGGGUCAGAGCUUCUCCUCAGCGCCAGUGUUCUCGUACAGAGCCGAGUCAAAGCUUCCAGUGCCGAGCACAGAUCCAGACUCAGCCUACCAGACAUUCAAGCGAAUAGCGGUGUCGCUCAAGCCGUUCGUGCAGAGCCUGCUGUUCGAAUCAUCACCCACCAGCUCGCUCGUCUUUACGGAUCCCAGCUUGUCGUCCCUCUCGUCGCAGGCGUACUUGAUAUGCAAUGUGGCGCGCUUCACUGGUCCCCUUGUUCUGGGCUCCUUCGCAAAGACUGGCUCAUCGGCUUCCAGUUCACCAGAUCUGUCCAUCGACGAAACGGAUCAGGAUCACACAAGGUUGCGCAGCUCGGCACGCCAAGCGGCCGACUAUCUCGAAGGCGUCCUGUUAUCUGCCUUUGAAGGUGCGGAUGCUCGAAGGGCGGACGCACUGCGUGCAGGCGAAAGAGGAAUGGACGUCGCCAAGGCCAUCGAGCGUGCCGAGCUAGACAUGCACGAACACGCUACCUUGAUAUGGGAUCUCGUCACCUCGACCUCCGAAUCAACGUCACAGCAAUCGCCCUUCGCGCUCGCCUCAACAUCAAACGAUGGCGAGACGACGAACUUCCUGUCCAUCCUCGACCACCCCGGCUCCGCAGCAGCGCUGAGCUUCUUCGAAAAGCGCGACUCAAUCUUCAAGUCCACCGCGCAUCGGCCCGAGGCCAACUUUGCCUCGCCCUCCCCCGCAGCCAGGCCAGCACUGGACUUCACCGCCAUGGACGCGUUCAUGUCGGAUGUGCUUGCCAAUCUUUUGACGGACGGCUCGCUGGUGGCGCGCAUCUUUCCGCCUGAACAGCAGGUGCUGCUCGCAUUCGCCAGUCGUGUUGCCAACGAGAUUGUUGGCGAAUACAUCAACGGUGUCCUUGCAAAGGCGCGCACCAUUGACGUGCAUGUCUACCUCCAAGCGGCGGCGGCCACAUUUUCGCAGGCGCUCAAGAUUGCCGAUGAGCUGCAGAAGAUCGAGCCACGGCAUCCGGAGCACGUCACUCCAGGAAGAUGUCGUGCCAUCGUGCUGGGCAUGUUCGAGGCUCAUCUCGACGAGUAUCUGCAAGAAGAGCGAGACUGGGUGCGCAAUAUCAUGAUGGACUUGUGUCAUGAGGGUGGCGUUGGAUCAAGCUCGGGCAGCAAGUCCACCGCCAUUGGUCGUGUCAAGCCGGUAAAGUCGAUGGACACGGCUUUUCUGGCGAGCGACAACCCGGCGCAGGUCAAGCGGAACGUGCUCAGCAGCUUCAAGGAUGUACUUCUCAUGCCGGUGACCGUGGUGCCUCGAGCGGCGGGGGCAGUGGGAGGCGCGGUCAUUAGGACAGCGGGCACAGGGCUGAGCCAGCUCAACCCGCUCAAGUGGCAGCAGAGCUCAACAGCGGCUACACGCAACGUCGGCGGCAUCGGCUCGGCCCCCACUACCCCGUCAAAGGUCACUACGCCCACCGCGGGUGGGGCAGCAAACAACGGUUACGUCGACUUCAGCAAGGAGGUUCUAGGCGGACCGGAGGGACAUGUGAUCGGGGACGACGAUAGCGACGAGGAGGAACUGCAGCUGGGGUCAUCGGCGAGCGAGAAGAUGGCGGAUUUUGGCGGCUUCGCCGACGCGAUCGCGGUAGAUGGCUGGAACGAAAAGGGUGGCGAUCACGGAAAUGCCUGGGGUAGCUUGAGUGCGGAUGCCAAUGUCGAGGCGGGAGGAUGGAGCGCCUCCAACACCAAGCAGGUGGCGCGAACGAGCUUACCUCCAGCAGCGAAGGCGACGGCUAUUGUCGAGUCCAACGACGUUCCGCAAGUGAGAGCGUCCACAGAGAUAAACGGUGGCAAGUUCGCGCGGCUACAAUUGCUGCUCUCGCUUGACACAGCCUUGGCGUUGAUCCAGGUCAACCGCGAAUCGCUCAAACGCAUGGAGGCGUUCAUGGUGUACCCUGCCUCGACGGCACAUGGACGGCGUGUCAAGGAAGAGAUGGAAGAAGUAUGCCUGUCGCUCUUCCAAGUCCUCGGCGAUCAGCAUAUCGCCCCCGGGUUCACCAAAGCAACCGAGCAGAUCAAGGAGUGGAAUCCGCUUUCGGAUAAUAAGCCCUCAAAGGGCGAGAAGAACACUGACGAAGGUGGUGAAGACGCAAGCGAGGUCGUACCGCUGGUGCAGUUCUUCGAACUCACCCACAUUGCGGAUACCAUCUCGCAGCUGUGCUCAGUGUACUUCUCGCAGACGCUCAAACCGGUGGUUAAGCUGGAUACCGACGAUUUUCUGAACCCGGUGGUCCGGGCGAAGAAGGCUUUCGAGGGGACGCUUGACGAGUUCGUCGCCUCUGGCCUGUCUGUAUCUGUCGAUCUGCUGAUGAAGCGGGCCGAAUGGAUCUUGUUCUCGCAGCGCGAUGCGAUGGACUACGCUUCCACCUCGAUCGCCGACCUGGGCAACCCGACUCGGGCCACACGCUCUACUCUGGCCCUCCUCAGCUUUCACAGCAAGCUGCUGGUGGGCGCAACGGACCGGGAGAUCCUCGACCUGUUCUACACCGAAAUCGCCCUGCGUCUCUUUACCAUCCUCACCAAACAUCUCAAGUCGCUACCCAUCACAACAACGGGCGCUUUCCAAUUGAUAUCGGACCUCAACGCCGUCGCCACCUUCAUCGCCAGCCUGCGCAUCAAGGACCCGCACAUCGCCACGCUCUACAACUCGCUCAAGGCGCUGGCCAACUACUACAUUGUCGACGGCAAGGAACUUAUUGCGCUGCUCAAGGCAAAGGGCGAGACUGGACGAGCGGAGAGAGAAGACGGAUUCGUGUUCGGUCAGGAAGAGCUCUACGAGUUCUUGAAGAGUAGAAGCGACUUCAGAGCGAUAGAGAAGCAAGUCGAUCACGAGAUCUUCGGUUUCAAGGUGUCAGAGGACUGCAUUGUUUGUUAG